Molecule: messenger RNA, 2105 nt
Organism: Impatiens glandulifera
Lineage: Eukaryota; Viridiplantae; Streptophyta; Magnoliopsida; Ericales; Balsaminaceae
Product: calcium-dependent protein kinase 20-like
Exons: 9
Coding region: 256-1890 (544 amino acids)
Biological process (GO): intracellular signal transduction; peptidyl-serine phosphorylation; protein autophosphorylation
Cellular component (GO): cytoplasm; nucleus
Molecular function (GO): calmodulin binding; calcium/calmodulin-dependent protein kinase activity; calcium-dependent protein serine/threonine kinase activity
Source: RefSeq, a predicted model, not a curated record
GGCUUCUGUGAGUCGACUCGUCUACUCGGUCAUAAUCACCUCUCUCAUUUCUGCAACAACUUUUCUCUCUCCUUGAUCUCUUUCUCCCAAUCAAACCAAAGCGAAUUUUCCUCCCCAUCUUUUCUCAUUCCAUCUUCAUUUUGAAUCAUUUCAUUAUUACCUGAGUUAGGGUUUGUACAUGUCUGUAACUCUGAGCUACGAUUCUCUACGAGAUUCGAUUCAUUUAUGAAAUCCAUACAGAAGAUUGCUUAGUAUAUGAUGGGGAACUCACAACCCCGUAUAGGUGGUGGUAAGAAUAAUGGGUUCUUGGAAUCAGUUACAGCUGCAAUCUGGAAAACUCAGCCUCAAGAUGCGCCUUGUCCUAAUGAAUCCAAUAUGAAGCGAGUACCAAGCAUGGGACUAAAAAUCGAAUCCGUUCUACAGAGGAAAACGGAAAAUAUGAAGGAACUUUAUACAUUAGGAAGAAAACUUGGACAAGGUCAAUUCGGGACGACAUUUCUUUGUGUUGAGAAAGCUAGUGGUAAUGAAUGUGCUUGUAAGACAAUAUCUAAACGAAAGCUAACUACAGAAGAGGAUGUGGAAGAUGUUAGAAGGGAGAUUCAAAUAAUGCAUCAUUUGGCUGGUCAUUCAAAUAUUAUAUCGAUUGUAGGUGCUUAUGAAGACGCGGUUUCUGUUAAUCUUGUUAUGGAGCUAUGUGCUGGUGGAGAACUUUUCGAUAGGAUUAUACAGAGAGGACAUUAUACGGAGAGGAAGGCGUCUGAGUUAGCUAAGAUAAUUGUUGGUGUUGUUGAGACUUGUCACUCUUUAGGGGUUAUACACAGGGAUUUGAAGCCUGAGAACUUUCUUUUUGUUAAUCAACAAGAGGAGUCUCCACUUAAAACCAUUGAUUUUGGACUCUCAAUAUUUUUUAGACCAGGUGAAACCUACAAGGAUGUGGUUGGAAGCCCUUACUAUGUGGCUCCGGAAGUUCUUCUCAAAAACUAUGGUCAGGAAUGUGAUGUUUGGAGUGCCGGAGUUAUGAUUUAUAUCUUAUUGAGUGGGGUCCCCCCAUUUUGGGACGAAACGGAGCAAGGAAUUUUUGAGCAGGUUAUAAAAGGUGAACUUGACUUCGUAUCAGAUCCUUGGCCUAGUAUAUCUGAUGGUGCCAAAGAUCUAGUUAGAAAAAUGCUUGUGAGAGACCCCAAAAAGAGAUUGACUGCCCACGAAGUUCUUUGCCACCCUUGGAUUCAGGUUGAUGGGUUAGCUCCUGACAAACCUCUAGAUUCAGCAGUAUUAUCUCGCCUGAAGCAAUUCUCUGCCAUGAACAAACUGAAGAAGAUAGCCAUCAGAGUUAUUGCUGAGAGUCUGUCUGAGGAGGAAAUUGCAGGAUUAAGACAGAUGUUCAAGAUGAUAGAUUCAGAUAACAGUGGACAAAUUUCGCUUGAAGAAUUGAAAAAAGGAUUAGAGAGAGUUGGGGCCAAUAUUAAGGAUUCAGAAAUCCACAAUCUAAUGGAAGCGGCUGAUGUUGAUAACAGUGGCACUAUAGACUAUGGAGAAUUCAUUGCUGCAAUGAUUCAUCUGAACAAGAUUGAGAGGGAAGAUCAUUUAUUUGCAGCAUUUUCAUACUUUGAUAAAGAUGGAAGUGGAUACAUCACACAAGAUGAACUCCAACAGGCCUGCGAUCAAUAUGGUCUCAAAGAUAUUCGCAUCGAAGAUAUUAUCCAUGAAGUUGAUCAGGACAAUGAUGGUCGGAUUGAUUAUAACGAAUUCGUCGCCAUGAUGCAAGACUCUAGUUUUGGCAUGAUGAAGCCUUCACAUGAAAAAGACAUUACAGAAUUGAGCCUUGAUGAUGAUGAUGAUGAAAAAUUCACUGAUGAGACUUUAGGAUCAAUGAAGAAGAAAGAAACAUGAGUUUUAGUUCUAGUCAAAUUCGCUCGCGAUCGGAAGAUCAAACUGGAAGAGACGGAAUAAGUGGUUCGACACAUUUUGGCGAUUGCAUGUUUACUUAUCUAGUUAAAAUAUUAGAAUGUUCUUAAGCUAUUUUCUUUGUAAAAUGGUACUAUUUUUUCUUAACAUACAAUUUGUGAAUGAAAUUUUGUGAUAAUAUUUACAUAUUAUUUUCUUUU